AUGCAGGGAUCCUUCCCUUUUUACCCCACUGCUUUGUCCACAGUAGUCAGCCCGCCCGCCCACAACAGUUUUGGUACCCCGCCAUCGACAUCAGGAGCACAGCAGCCACACAAGCGGAAAGAGACAAGGCGCCUAUCACCGGAGGGAUACAAGCUCAUAGAUGAGUUGUACGCUAUCGACACCAAGCCGACGCUCUUACAAAGGAGGGACCUACUGCAGCGUCUCAAAGCUCUGCCAGGUUGCGACCAUUACACAGGUAGUAAACUUUCAAGGCUUUUUGAUUCGAAGCGAAAGCGAGAUGCGACUCGAGAGAAGACUCAAGGUGAGACCCCGGAGCUGGCCUCUUCAACAUAUUCAUCAUCCCCUAAUAGCGUUGGCAUAGUAUGCCCCUCUUUCCGCUCGCGUCCAGAUACCAUACCGAAGCUUGCAGUUUUGGUUUCGGAGAAUCCAUUUCCCAACGACAUUGAAGUGAGAAUUUGGGCGAAGCGGCUCAAGGUCAAGGUUGACGAUGUACAGACGUGGCUCGAGCUGAGGACUGCUACCGCAAUUACCAGUUCAUCGGACCGCGACAGAUCUUCAGUUGCCAUUUUCCCAACCUCGAAGACACAGCUCCCCACUCCUGUACAAUCUUGCUCUCCAGAGCUUUCCAAAUUCCAGCUUCCCGAAGACGAAAAGAAAUAUACCAUCCUAGCACCAGAAGAGCCUCCCGAUGUCAGAUUUGGACCAUUCACAAAAAAGCAGAUGCAGGACCUCUCGAGGGAAAUGCGCAAGGUUUCGCAAGCCGACGAGGGCCUGGCGUCGACUGAAACAGUCGACAAAUGGCUAGAAUACGAAGCCGAGAUGUCGUCUUUUCGGCAGAAAAUAGAAGAAGGGAAAUACGCUCUGUGGGGUCUCAAACCUCAUUUGCUACGUCAAGCGGAGGGGACUCAGUAG
Molecule: messenger RNA, 933 nt
Organism: Fibroporia radiculosa
Lineage: Eukaryota; Fungi; Basidiomycota; Agaricomycetes; Polyporales; Fibroporiaceae
Exons: 5
Coding region: 1-933 (310 amino acids)
Source: RefSeq, a predicted model, not a curated record